AGAAGCGCCCGGACGAUAUUGAGUGCGGCACCGCAGCAGAUCACAUGGCGUCAGCGCGAGAAUCCUCUGCGAUGAACACAAACCUGCGGGGAGAUGCGUGAUGCUGAGCACGGGAUCAUGACGGAAGCCGUGUUUCAAGCCCCUAAACGGCGGGCGAAGGUGUACGAGUCGUUUGUAGCUCCUCUCCCCGUCUCUCUGGGCGCAGAGGAUGAAGAGCCCAUCAUCUACAGAGCAGACCUCAUCAGCCAUCAUGUCACAGUCACAGAUCCUGCUCACAUACUGCCUCUGUAUGAGAGGGGUUACUUCGGUAAAGGGGUGUUCUCCAGAUCCAGACCUGAGCACCAGAUCUCUCAGCGGUGGACAUACGUUGGAGACCGAUGUCUGCCUGUGAUCUCCUCAUCAGAAUACCAGAAGCGUCUCGGCUGGGCGCGUGCGGCUCUCUUGAAGCAAGGGUUGGAGGACGAGUCCGUCAGUCGUGCGUUAGACGCGCUCACAGAACCAGUGGAGCUUGAUGUGGAGGAAGAGCAAAGCCAUCACUCAGUGGUUGAACAGUCAAUGGAUGAUGAUGACUUUGAACAUGACAGUCUGGAUCAAACUGAGCCAGCGAGGUCUCAGCGUGAAGGAAACCCCCUGUAUGAUCCUCUGGCUGAAGAGUGUCCUGGAGAGCCCAGUGUGAAGAGCAGAAGAGCUGACGGAGAUGAGGAGCAGCGGUGCAUGAGUUCAGAGCCAUCAGACGCUUAUCAACACGUGCUGGUGGAGCUCUCUGAAGAUGACCUCUCCGGUGGAAAUAAUACCACUUUAUCACUUUCUGAAGGACGUGCCUCUGCUAACGAAGCAGAGAAAAUGGAGCAGCAGGGCAGGUUGGUGUGCAGAAUAAACCCGUUCCCCAUGAUGGAGUAUCUGCAGCUCAGUUAUGAAGAAGCGUUCUUCCUGGUGUACGCUCUGGGCUGCUUGUCGGUUUAUUACAGCGGGGAGGCUCUGUCGGUGGCUCAGGUUUGGACCAUGUUUCGUUCGCUGCAGCCCAACUUCUCCAGCUCCUACGCGGCCUAUCACUAUUUCCGCAGUAAAGGCUGGGUGCCGAAGUCUGGAAUUAAAUACGGAACUGAUUUAAUGCUCUACCGAAAGGGACCGCCGUUUUAUCAUGCAAGCUACUCUGUGGUGGUGGACCGCUGUGAUGAGUCUCUGCGGCCCUUCAGCUGGAAAUCUCUGGCUUCUCUCAGCAGAAUCACUGGGAACGUGUCGAAGGAGCUGAUGCUGUGUUUGGUCAUCACUCCGUCAGACGUGACUGAAGACAUGCUGUCGUCUCCUGAGUGUCUGAAGAGACUCUCUGUUCAGGAGGUCCUCGUGAGCAGAUGGGUCUCCUCCAGAGAGCGCACUGAACAGGAGGACAUCUAGACAUUCUGUGUCCAGAUCAAACGCCCAUGGAUAUUUUCUUUAAUAAAGAGUGUUCAGCGGUAAAUAAACUCCUCAAACUGAAGAUCA
Carassius auratus (goldfish) is the source of this 1482-nucleotide messenger RNA. It is a transcript of the gene tsen2, whose product is annotated as TSEN2 tRNA splicing endonuclease subunit. Gene Ontology annotation, biological process: tRNA-type intron splice site recognition and cleavage; tRNA splicing, via endonucleolytic cleavage and ligation. The record is from RefSeq and is a predicted model, not a curated record. The transcript is spliced from 11 exons. Lineage: Eukaryota; Metazoa; Chordata; Actinopteri; Cypriniformes; Cyprinidae. Gene Ontology annotation, molecular function: tRNA-intron lyase activity; nucleic acid binding. Gene Ontology annotation, cellular component: cytoplasm; tRNA-intron endonuclease complex. Bases 94 to 1395 code for a protein of 433 amino acids.